AUGACGACGCCGCAACCAUCUCCUCCAACCGCCGAAGAGCGCAACCUAUAUUAUUAUGGGAUCCCUAGUGCUCCAAGUCUUGUCGCGCGAUCAAGUUCGCACGUCUGGGUUAACCCACAGAACCCUGACAUGGCAAGCUCUCCGUGGACGGGGACUCACAGAAUGUAUCCGAAAACGCUUCAUACUGUUGGAAAACACCCGCUAUUGCAUCGGCUGUGGAAUGACCCCGAAUCCUCUCUUAGAGGCAAGAUCUUAGAAGCUCUCAGUGGAACAGAUUGGACAGCUGUUGAUUUUCUACGUAUUAGCCUCAAUAAGGAAUAUCAGAUUACGCUUAUGGUAACUGUCAGGCCGGACACGCUCACUUGGAGCCAGGGGCAUCCUAUUACUUUACGAUGCAAAUCCAUUUUGGAAGAGCAGGGCAUCUAUGAUGUGCAUUGCGAGAUACUUGAAUCAGUUGUCCACUUCUACACCGAGGCGACAUCCAGAACCUAUUCCACCACCGACUCCGGAGUUAAGACAGAUCCCCCCUCCAAGACACCAGCAACGUUCCAGCUCUCUUCGGGACCAAUCCCGAAAGGCGAAAACGCGAAUACAUGGGCGCAACUAUCUGACAGACUCGGCACCAUCAUAUCCACCAGCCCUUUGGAUGGUAUAACCGGUACCAAAAGCCUCUAUCUCUCCAUCCCCCCGUCUUCCACUGGAGGCGAACCAAGAAUCGCAGCCUUGACUUGCAGGCAUGUGGUAAUUGACUCAAAAAAAGAGGGGACGCAGAUGUAUCAACAGUCCCAACAGUGCAAAGAGGUCAUCCAAGUUGACCAAUGGACCUAUGAUUGGAGACUCAGGUGUAUCGGGGACAGUGUUAAGAGACGUCUUGAAGCUGCUGAACUACGUUCCAUGACCGGUCAAACGGCGGCUCCUUCACUCACUAAUCUCAGCAAUGAAGCCAUGGUUCUUGAGCAGGCCAUGAAGCCCUUUGAAGAUGCUUCCUCGAGAGUUUUUGGCCGACUUCUUUACUCGCCCGAGUUUGCAACAACAUCAUCUGUGCCUGGAUGUGCAUGGUUGAGAGACUGGGCUUUAAUCGAACUACUGCCCAAAAAUCACCAAGCUCCCCUAGGUUUGAUCCAGAACAAAGUUUAUGUUGGGUCGCUGGAUGAUUUCCUUUGCACUUUUAGCAAAAGCAAAGGUUAUUACAAUCAGGUUCUAAGUUCGGGUGAUCUAGAAAUGGAAGAUGGGGAAUUACAGCUGCAGACAGCCGUCGUUCCUAUGAAUGAAAUUUUCCAUUCCCCUUAUAUGGAUUAUACUAGCGAGUCGGGACUAUGUGUGGGGAAGUAUGGAGCAAAAGGGGGGUUGUCGUUUGGUCGCGGCAACACCUUGAUUUCUGUCGUUCGCCAUGUGGAAACCCUAGAAGGAGGCAGAAAAGAAGAAUUCAUCAGUGAAGGAUGGGCUAUAAUAUCAGCCUCUGGAGGAAGAAAUAAUGUCCAAGAACCUUUCGCUGGCGAGGGUGAUUCUAGCUCAUGCAUUUGGGAUAUGCAAGGACGCCCUGCUGGAAUCAUUACUGCAGGCAACAGUGCCUAUGCAAUGUGGAGCCACAUCACAUAUGCUCAGCCUUUAGAGCGGCUACUUACAGAUAUUAGAUCCCAUGGCUUUGAUGUGUCGCUUGUUUAA
This is a messenger RNA of Trichoderma virens Gv29-8, 1665 nucleotides long. RefSeq lists its product as uncharacterized. The transcript has a single exon. Lineage: Eukaryota; Fungi; Ascomycota; Sordariomycetes; Hypocreales; Hypocreaceae. The coding region runs from base 1 to 1665 and encodes 554 amino acids. The record is from RefSeq and is a predicted model, not a curated record.